Messenger RNA from Ambispora leptoticha, 1503 nucleotides. Lineage: Eukaryota; Fungi; Glomeromycota; Glomeromycetes; Archaeosporales; Ambisporaceae. The record is from the annotation of a GenBank genome assembly.
AUGGAUUCUUUGAAACCUCGAACUGAUGGUGGUAGUCGUGCACACACCACUUCUGCCUUUGACUUUCAAAGCUCCAGUUUAAGUGUCGCUGCAAAGACCAUGCAGAGAGAGUUAAAGAAACUUGUGAAUCAAACUGAUGCUCAGCACCGACGUGCUUUUCAAAAUGAAAUGGACAACUUUUACUACUUGUUCACUCGAUAUUUGGGUGAGAAUAAAGGUGCCAAACUCGACUGGGGCAAAGUAAAGGAGCCAAGUCCAGAACAAAUCAUUCCAUACGAUUCGAUACCUCAAUGUGAAGACCCCGUACAUCUCGACAAAUUGGCUGUCCUGAAACUGAACGGUGGACUGGGCACAACCAUGGGAUGUGUUGGUCCAAAAAGUGCUAUUGAAGUGAGAAACGGAAUGACAUUCUUGGAUUUAAGUGUUAGGCAGAUCGAGUUUCUCAAUUCAAAACAUAAUGUCGACGUACCAUUUAUACUCAUGAAUUCAUUCAACACUGACGAAGAAACCAAACGUAUCAUUCAAAAAUACGAAGCACAUAAAAUUAACAUCAAGACCUUUAAUCAAUCCCGAUAUCCCCGGAUCAACAAAGAAUCAUUGCAACCUGUGCCUCGUUCUCCUGAUUCGGACAUUAGUCAAUGGUAUCCACCGGGUCACGGAGACUUGUUCGAUUCAUUAUAUAAUUCUGGCUUAUUAGACCAACUGAUUGCUGAAGGAAAAGAAUAUCUUUUUGUAUCGAACGUGGAUAAUUUGGGAGCCGUAGUUGAUUCAAGAAUACUUCAACACAUGGUAGAAACGAAUGCAGAGUUCAUUAUGGAAGUAACCGAUAAAACAAAGGCCGAUAUCAAAGGUGGUACUCUGAUCAACUAUGACGGAAUAGUGAGGUUACUUGAAGUGGCACAAGUUCCACCGGAACACAUUCAAGACUUCAAAUCUAUUAAAAAAUUCAGAAUUUUCAACACAAACAAUCUAUGGAUGAAUUUAAAAGCGAUCAAACGUGUGAUCGAAGAUCGAGAACUCGCACUCGAAGUUAUCGUCAACGAGAAAAGAAUGGAAUCUGGUGAAGUAGUAAUUCAAUUAGAAACUGCUGUUGGUGCCGCCAUCAAACAUUUCAAGAAUGCACACGGUGUCAAUGUUUCAAGAAAUCGUUUCUUACCUGUAAAGUCCACUUCUGAUCUUUUCCUUGUCACGUCGGAUUUAUAUUCGUUGAAUCAUGGUGAACUGGUGAUGAAUCCUAAACGUUUGUUCCAAACGGUUCCGUUGGUGAAAUUGGGAGACGAAUUUAAAAAGGUCGCCAAUUUUUUAUCACGAUUUCAAUCCAUUCCGCAUAUUCUCGAGCUCGAUCAUUUGACGGUCACUGGAGAUGUUACCUUUGGUGCUCAUGUCCAGUUAAAAGGCACGGUUAUCAUCGUGGCAAAUCACGGUGCCAGAAUCGAUAUUCCACCCGGUUCCAUUUUGGAGAAUAAAGUAUUAUCAGGGAAUUUACGUUUACUUGAUCAUUGA